This is a messenger RNA of Juglans regia (Persian walnut), 1151 nucleotides long. RefSeq names its product pectinesterase QRT1-like. Gene Ontology annotation, biological process: cell wall modification. The record is from RefSeq and is a predicted model, not a curated record. The coding region runs from base 1 to 1083 and encodes 360 amino acids. Gene Ontology annotation, molecular function: pectinesterase activity. Lineage: Eukaryota; Viridiplantae; Streptophyta; Magnoliopsida; Fagales; Juglandaceae. The transcript is spliced from 5 exons.
AUGGGGCUGUCUGUUUUUAGUUCUUUUGUCGUUGUCUUCUUGGUGGUUUUGGUCGAUAUUCAAGCGGGUUUUGUCGAAGGUGACGUGUAUGGCAAGAAUUAUAUUAGUUGGGAAGAUCUGAAGGUAGAUGAGCAUGAGGCAGGAUUGAACACUAGAGAUGCUACAUAUGAACAAAGUCGGAUUAUCAUGGUCGACAAGAAUGGUGGGGGAGAUUCUCUGACGGUUCAGGGAGCAGUCGAUAUGGUUCCAGAGCAUAAUACCCAAAGAGUGAAAAUCUUUAUUCACCCAGGAAUAUACAGAGAGAAGGUCUUCGUGCCAAGUUCCAAGCCAUAUAUUUCAUUCAUUGGUGACCAGAAUCGAACGUCCGAUACCAUAAUUACUUGGAACAAUAAAGCAUCCGAUAAAGAUCGCAACGGAGUUCAACUCGGAACCUAUAGAUCGGCUUCUGUAGCUAUAGAAUCCGAUUACUUCUGCGCUACAGGAAUCACUUUUGAGAACACAGUAAUUGCUGUGCCAGGAGGAUAUGGAAUGCAAGCAGUAGCACUCAGAAUAGCUGGUGAUAAAGCAGUGUUCUACAGAGUCAGGAUUUUGGGGACGCAGGACACUCUCUUGGAUGACACUGGAUCACACUACUUCUACCAGUGUCAUAUUCAAGGAAGUGUAGACUUCAUAUUUGGAACGUCGAGGUCACUCUAUCAGGAAUGCGUCAUUGAAUCAAUAGCUAAGAAUUGGGGGGCAAUUGCAGCUCAUCACAGGGAUUCACCUAAUGAAAAUACUGGGUUCUCUUUUGUAAACUGCAACAUCACUGGAACUGGCAGCAUUCUUUUGGGAAGAGCUUGGGGAAACUAUUCGAGAGCAGUCUACUCAUAUUGCAAUAUAGAUGAUAUCGUAACUUCCUCAGGAUGGAGUGACUGGAAACACCCAUCCAGGCAGAAGACGGUGGUGUUUGGGGAAUACCAGUGCAGGGGCAGAGGAGCAGAUACGAGAGGUCGUGUAUCAUGGUCCAAGUCUUUCAGUUAUGAGGAAGUUCAGCCUUUCCUAGACAAGAAAUUCAUAAGUGGAGAACAAUGGCUUAGACUUUAGUGCUUGAUUCUCUCACAUAGCUUGUUCAUUUCUUUAUCAUUUCUCUAUCAUAUAUUCAUCCUCCUAUA